Messenger RNA from Oryzias latipes (Japanese medaka), 2886 nucleotides. RefSeq lists its product as uncharacterized. The record is from RefSeq and is a predicted model, not a curated record. Gene Ontology annotation, cellular component: nucleoplasm. NCBI's taxonomy places the organism in Eukaryota, Metazoa, Chordata, Actinopteri, Beloniformes, Adrianichthyidae. Gene Ontology annotation, biological process: regulation of cytokine production; regulation of immune system process; negative regulation of transcription by RNA polymerase II. Gene Ontology annotation, molecular function: DNA-binding transcription repressor activity, RNA polymerase II-specific; RNA polymerase II cis-regulatory region sequence-specific DNA binding.
UUUUCUAAAUGCAGGCUGUAGCAGCGUUGCAUGAUGGGUAUGUAAACAGAAAAGGAGCGCUAGCUGUGUUAGCUUCUCUGCAGAGGACGAUGGAGUUUGAUGUGAAUACUAGAGCAGCUGCAGUGAAAAUGUCUUCAGUUCAGUCUCUCCGAAAGUUUAUCGGUGAGCGGUUAACCGCCGCUGCGGAAGAAAUCUUCACUCACGUGGAGCAAACCAUCUGUAAGCUGGAGGGGGAGGUGGAACGUCAGCGAAGACUGCUAGAUGUCAUGAUGAUGAAGUCACGUUUACAGCUGGGAAGCAGUACAGUUCUCCCACAGUAUUAUCUGAGGAACCAGGAGAGAAAGUCCAGUGAGGACCAGGAGGAAGCAGAACUUCCUUGGAUUAAGGAGCAACAGGAAGAGAUCAGCGUCAGCCAGGAGGAAGAGCAGCUUGGUCUGAAGCAGGAAGACGACAUCGUGAUGGUGACUUUGCAUGAGGAAAAUGAGCUCAUAGAAGAUUUCAACAAUCAGCAGUUCCAGACUCAGAGCUUUAAUGAUGAGUUUGAUGAUGAAGAAGAAGCCCUGCAGGAAGCAUCAACUACAGACGGAGAGGCAGAACCUCAGAGCAGCAGAAGUCCAGUCCAUAAUGUAGAACGCUCUCAAGCAUCAGAACCUCAGUGUGAUCCUGACUCUGACAAAUCAUCUGAAGGAAAUAGCUGCGACAAAACCUCAAAGAAAAAGAAGAGUAAAUUUGCUUGUAAAGAUUGUGGAAAAAAGUAUUCCAGCAUUUCAACUUUGACCAACCACAGAAGAAUCCACAACGGAGAAAUGCCUUACUGCUGUGAAGAGUGUGGUAAAAGUUUUCAUCUCAGGUCUACCUUCAGAAGUCACGUCCUCGCCCACAAACCAGCAAAACUCUUCGUCUGCGACAAAUGUGGGAAAAGUUUCAGUGAAAACUGUCAUCUGACCGGCCACAUGAGGAUUCACACGGAGGCCACAUUAUUCUGUGAAGAAUGUGGGAAAAGCUUCCGCCAUGGCUGUAACCUGAAACGCCACAUGCUGACUCACACCGGGCAAAAGCCCUUUUCCUGUGAGGAGUGCGACAAAAGCUUCAGCCAGAGCACCACUCUCAGGAACCAUAUGACCAUUCACACCGGCGCAAAGCCCUUCUCCUGCAAAGAAUGUGACAAAAGUUUCAACCGAAGGUCAACGCUGGACAAUCACAUUAAGACGCACGCAGGAGCAAGACCUUUCCUCUGCAAAGUAUGUGGUAAAAGUUUUACACUCAAGAUAACUCUGACAAGUCACACGAGGAUUCACACGGGAGAGAAACCCUUUGCUUGUGAGGAAUGUGGUAAAAGUUUCACGCAUAGAACGAGUCUGAAGAAGCACAUGAACACUCACCUAGAGGAGAUGUUUUGUGACGUUUGUUCUGUAAGUUUCAGCAGAAGGAAGGACUUUACUGAACACAUGAGGAGACAUGCGUCAGCAGAGGACGUGUUACAGAUGCGCAAAAGCAACCUGCUGCCUCCUGAUGCAGAGCAAAAGAUUUGGAGUCCAGAUCCCAUGACUCAACUACAAGACGUGUUCAUAAAUUAAGGACAUGCUGUUUAAGAGCUCAUCCACAAUAAGAUGUUAUUAAAGCCACAGUGAAGAUCAGGGAGCAAAGAGCUCAAUGGAUCUUUGAACACAUUUCCUGCUUAAAUAAACAAACUAUGAAUGGUGUCAAAGUGUGAUAUUAUAUUCAAUGUGUUGGUGCCUAAUCUUUGUAAUCACAGCUGAAAGUUAGUCCAGCCAGAGUUCUGACCGAACACUGACAUUAUAGGUUUUUAAGGUCAAACUUACGGCUAUGGCAGGUGGGUCUGUAACCUUUGAUAAUAGAAGUGCGAGCUGGUCCUGUUUCUCAAAGUCUUUGUUUGAAAAGUUUGAUACUGAUCUGCUUUUUUAUCGUUGUUACUUUUAAAAUGUAUACAAUUUAUUUUGGACUUGAAUAAAAACAGAAAUAUAAAGAAAAAAACAUUUCCCUAAAUGUAAAAUUGUUUUUUAGUUUUGACAAAGGCUUGUAUGAUUUCCUUUCAAAUGAAUAAUGGAUUAGAUUUAUCUGAAUGAAGACAUGCUGUGCUACAAGUUUGAAACGAUGCAGGUUAAAACUUACCUUUUAACCUGAACAUGACUUUACUGGUUUAAGAUUCAUCAGAUACGGUAUAUUAAAAAAAAAAUCUAGAAACCCCCUUCUGCAUCGCUAAUAAACAUUGUUGUGCAGCAUGAAAAAACUAGUGAAACUAGUAAAAGUGUGAUCAGAGAAGAUCAAACUUUUGACAGUAUAUGAAAUCUCUGCGUUCUGGAGGGAUGGUAAAGCACACAAAGCCUUUCGAGUUGGUGUGGUGUCAGCAAGGGUGUAAAACUAUAGUUAGUCUCAGUGUCACUGGAGGCAAAAAGAGCCACAUGUGGCUCUGUAGCCUGAGGUUGCAGACCCUUGGGUAAACUAAAGCCUGAUGGUGAUUUUAGAAGAUCUUGUACUAAACACAAAACAAAAUGUAUUUAUUUUUCUGGAAACAUUUUUCGCCAAAAAACUUAAGUCUGUGUCAUCCUGAGCUGGGCUGAACUGCUGACUGUUGCAGUCUGUUUGGUUGUGGUUAUUUUCUUAACGGGUACAAGUCAGCUUCAAGAAAGCAGUCUCCUUUUCAAGAAAGGGGCUCGAUAUUGGUAGUGAUAUAUGGAUAGCAUCCUUUUCAAAAGACCCAACUGAUCAUAAAGGAGAAAUUAUGAAUUACGGUUUUGUCUUUUAACUUAUUGUCCAGCAGGUGGCAAUAUAUCCUUCCCUUUCAGCCAGACAUCAGAAUUUCAUAUUAAUUGUUGUUUUUGUUAUUUUGUGUGUGGAUGCCUUGGUGACCAUUUGAAGCGUUUG